This is a messenger RNA of Rhipicephalus microplus (southern cattle tick), 4428 nucleotides long. Its product is annotated as protein Hook homolog 3. Lineage: Eukaryota; Metazoa; Arthropoda; Arachnida; Ixodida; Ixodidae. Gene Ontology annotation, molecular function: dynein light intermediate chain binding; microtubule binding. Gene Ontology annotation, biological process: cytoplasmic microtubule organization; cytoskeleton-dependent intracellular transport. Gene Ontology annotation, cellular component: centrosome; cytoplasm. The record is from RefSeq and is a predicted model, not a curated record.
GUAAAAAAUGGCAAAGGAGUCGAUGUGAACGUCGCAUUUUAGCGUGUUUUAUAUUAUUUAAAUUCAACAAUGAACUCGAUCACCGACAGUCUCAUCAGCUGGCUUCAGACGUUCAACGUUUCUGCCCCGCACAAGACCGUCGAUCAGCUGUCCGAUGGAGUCGCGCUCGCUCAGGUGCUUCACAAAAUCGACCCCGACUUCUUCGACUCGUCCUGGCUGUCGAAAGUCAAAACUGACGUGGGAAGCAACUGGCGGCUCAAAUUCAGCAACCUGAAGAAGAUUCUCAAGGCGAUCAUCGACUACUACAAUGAGGUUCUGUUCCAGCAAAUCACAGAGUUCCGCUUCCCAGAUGUCGGUGCCAUUGCAGAGAGGGGAAGCCGUGACGAAAUGGGACGCCUCCUGCAGCUGAUCCUCGGAUGUGCUGUAAACUGCUCCAGGAAACAGGAAUACAUACAAGUCAUUAUGGGUCUUGAGGAGGCUGUCCAGCAUGUUGUCAUGAAAGCUAUCCAGGAGCUCAUAACGAAGGAAAGCCCGAGCAGCUACACUGGCGACAACUUUGACCUCAACGAGCAGUUGAAGAAGGCACUGGAUGAGCUGCACGCAACUGCACAGGCAAAAGAACAGAUCACGCAACGUUGCCACGAGUUGGACAUGCAGGUUACGAUGCUUCAAGACGAGAAGGUGAGCUUGAUGCAGGAAAACGAGAAGCUGAUGGAGAAACUGAACCACGUUGAAAACCUGGAGGACCCCAGCACACCAGCGGGGAGACGCUAUCAACAAUCUCAACAACGGAUAGACACACUACAGGCUGAAGUAUUCAAACUGGAAACUGCAAAAGAUGAACUGCGAAUCAAGGUGGAAUUUCAAGAGAAGGAAAUUCUGAAUCUACAGGAAAAGAAUGAGGAGUUGCACAAAACGUUGAACGAAGCGCAGACAUUGAAAGAUGAGCUGGAUGUUCUGAGGCAUACAUCGGACAAAGUGGAGCAUUACGAAGCUGCAAUUGAGACCUACAAAAAGAAAUUGGAGGACAUGAGCGACCUCAAGAGGCAGCUCAAGUUAUUGGAGGAGAAGAACACCUCGUACAUGCAGACCAACAUCGAACUAGAAGAGGACGUGAAAAAGAUGGCAGCGUUCAAGUCGCAGGCCGACCUGUACAAGAAGCAAACGCAGGAACUGCGGCUUCAGCUGGCCGACGAGACUCGCAAAGCCAACCGCGCCGAAUUCGAGGCUAAGAAGCUGCACGAGAAGUUGGCUUCACUGCAAACCGAAAAGGAACGACUUGUUGCCGAACGAGACUCUUUGAAGGAAGGCUUGGAGGAUCUGCGUUGUUCUCAACUCCAAAAAGAGAGCUCCCAUGUGCAGAGUGGCGCCAAAGUCGUCGGAGCGAUCUCGGACUCUGACAUGCUCGAGACGGUUCCUCCCGAAAUCAAGGAGAAACUCAUCAGGCUUCAGCAUGAGAACAAGAUGCUGAAGCUGGAACGGAGCUCGAGCGAAGGCCAGCAGGUGACCUUGCUCAAGACCAUGCUCGAGGAUGCGCAGUCACGCCAGAAUGACCUGGAGACUGAAGUCAGACUGCUCAGCCAGCGCAACUUGGAGCUGGAGAGCCAGCUGGAGGAUAGCCGCGAAGCGGCGUCAGCACACGAGGGGGCCGAGGCGCGACAGCAGCUAGCCCUUGCGCAGAGACGCUGCAAGGAGCUCGAGGGCCAGCUACGCGAGCGUGAGGCCAGUCUUGAGGCCAUGGCGACACGCCUAGCCGAGUCCUGCGAGAACCAGUCCGAGUUGACAGAGCAGCUUGAGAAGAAAGCGGAAGAGACGAGGCUCAUGGAGGAGCGAUACCAAAAGUACCUCGAAAAGGCCAAGAAUGUGAUUCGCACGCUGGACACGCGGUCGCCGUCAAGUGCCGAGGUGGUCACCUUGCGUAACCAGCUUCAGGACAAGGCCAAGCACAUCAGCCAGUUGCAGCAGGAGCUGGAGAUGUUCAAGGCCCAGUGGGAAAAGGAGGAACGCCUGAUCAGCACUGCCUUCUACAACUUUGGAGCAAAGUCGCAGCAGAGGUCGGCUGAGGAGCGCAUCGUCCAGUUGACCGGCGGCCAGUCUUUCCUGGCGAGGCAACGUCAGGCCACAUCGAAGCGGCAUAACGUGCCCGGCGUUCAGACGAGUGAAUUCUUUGAGUAAGAAUUCCAUGAUCCCGUGUGUCUCUUCGACGUAACUGGAGAGACAAAGAGAAAAAAAAAAGCAUGACGAGGGGUGUCCGUGCUUGGCAGACCGCAGCGACCGCAAGUGCUUGGUUCCAUCACGUGCCCUGUGCUCAGCAUGAAGCCCUGGAGCUCGAUCGCCACAUACCUGCAUCAUCUUGUAGCUUUUAGUCUCCUACCAUCUCUCUUUGUGUUCUCGCUACACCGUUUUUCUUUUCUGUAUCAUCGUUGCUUCUCUGUACAUGGUGUGCUUGCUUGUACCAACAUUCCAAUGUUUUUGCAUAAUGACCGGUGCCUGUAGUUAGUGACAACCAAAUAGCACAGUGGUGAUACACAGCUGUCUAAGUGUAAUUUGGGUAGGUGCGUUACCUUACCACUCAGUUGUAACCUGCACUUGUUUUUAGAGCAUGAAAGCAAACCUCCAGCGGGGGCUGUCUAUAUACCAAGUCCCAAUUCAUAAUGUCGAUUUUUUUUUCGUGCUGUGGCCGUUGGAAAAUUGUCAUUAUUGGAAGCCUAGCCUCGGAUAGAGGCAAGGAGCGGCUGCUGGUUUGUAGUGUUUCAAUGGUAACAAAUUUAUUCAUUUCCCUAGCGGGAGAAAAUCGUCACAUUUGUACUUGUAACCAGAAUGUGGCGAGGCGCUAAAAUUGAAGGUAGCAGUGUAUGCGACAAUCAAGGGUGCUGCAUAUUUCAUUUUCUGGCCACAAAGAACGAGCGUACGUUGCAAGUUUGUAAAUACGGUAUGUGAGCUCACUUAGUUCAAGGCAUAGCAGAGGUGGCUUUUAAGUGUUGGCAGCUUUCGAAAGAUGUCUUGUGAGUGCAGACCCAAGGUGGAUAGCUGCAACAUGGUUUUAUGGAUGAAGCUCAUUCUUAAUGCUUUGUUUAUCACUGCGGUAUGACUUGUUUUGGAAUGUUUUACUGUUUUAGAACUCUUGCUAACCUUGUUUACAAUAGACAUAUGCCAGCAGUGUGCCUGUUCUCACCUAUGCGUCCUGCACACUACACUAAGGUUGUUUCUGGCAGCAUUUUUGAAAGUGGUUGAUAUGUAUUAUAGUAGUAUAUGUUUGCUUCUUUAGAAUGUAUGCCCACACUAAUGCACCAACAGCUGUUGUAUGUCGAUUUGAAAGGACGCUAAUGAGCGCUAAUUAUGUUCAUCUACAAAUCGUAACAUUAAAUCACUGCUAAUGUGCGAACCACAUCAUUUUGUAAAAGUGGCCUAUGCCAUCUUGUGCUUAUAUUGGUAUUAUGACUGUGGCCACCUGUAUGAAAUUUGCAGAGCAUGUAACUAUUAGAUUUAUAAAAAGAGAAGCUUUUUCAUGUGAACCAUGCACCGUAGCAGAGCCGUGUUAAGAGCAUCACAGGUUGUAAGCAUUUUUGUGCGAGCUGCACCUAAUCUUUUUCUGCUGGAAGUACACGCUUCCAUGGUGAAUGCCCAUAACAUGUUUCAACCUGUCCACCCACUAAGGGCUUUAAAGAACCCCCAGACAAAUCCCGAACAUUUAUUUUUACUACUUAGAGUAAAUAGUGGAUUGUGUUAGGAAUAGAGGCAGAGACAGCGUUACAAAAUUAGAAGAAAGCGUUAACAUGACAGUUGUAGUUGCCACACUAUCUAAGCGGCAUUUAAACAAGUACCUACCCGGUGAGGCGAGCCAGGCAGAGCUGAACAAUGAAAAGCAAGAACGAGUUGCAGCCAUGUUGUCAUUAAUCAAACUUCUCGUAAUCUGUCAUUGUGGUAUCAUUUAAAAAAAAUUCUUUUGGCUUCGCGUUUGUUGUGGACUUUUACCCAGACUAUAUAUCAAAUUCUUGACUUUAAUGGUGGUUCGAGGGCCCUUCAAAGUAUUUUUUAUUAGAGAAAAAUUGCUCACUUCCAAAUGAUAUCACUCUUCAAUGCUAGAAUCUCCUGCAUUCUCUACGAAGCAUUUCAGGUGCUGUUUUGUAGCUGUGUGGUGAUGGAUCGUUCAGCAUUAGGAAAACAAGGCAAGCCCCACCUUGCAGCCAACAUUUUGGCAAAAAUGUUCUCUCGUUCUCACCUUGUUUGCCCACUCCCAAGUUUUCACAUCGUUGCGACUACUUUGCUAGCUCGUACAAAUCUUUACGACAUCUCUGGCAAAGUAACCAUCUUUUGCGAGGCUUAGCUGUUUGAAUGCAAUUGGUUCUUGCUAUGCUAGCUCACCAAUUGCAUUCGGUGCUGCAGUGGCUGUGAGCCCUACUCGAACAGAGAACCAAAAUUACGGCG